Esox lucius (northern pike) is the source of this 4096-nucleotide messenger RNA. It is a transcript of the gene engl, whose product is annotated as endoglin, like. The transcript has 17 exons. The record is from RefSeq and is a predicted model, not a curated record. The coding region runs from base 918 to 3467 and encodes 849 amino acids. NCBI's taxonomy places the organism in Eukaryota, Metazoa, Chordata, Actinopteri, Esociformes, Esocidae.
UAUUUGCUAGUAAUUUCUUUUUGGGGUGGUGGGCUCCAACACGAGGCCUAUGACCCCUGGCUGGAACUCCUGGACGAAGGUGGGCCGGUUAUAAGUGCCGCUGGGCCUCCUACAGGGGAUGUCAUAACAUGGGCCAUCUCCCUGUGCCCUCCCUGCGUUCUUCCUGUGUUCACCCAUCUCCCGCAUGUGUCCCAUGAUGGAGCGGUUAGGGUUGUCUUACAAACCGCAAAAACCAAGAAUGGAAUUAUCUGGUCUCAGUCCCGGCCAUCUUCGGCUAUCAGCUGCCACAGAAUGUUCUUCAGGGUCUAGUUGAAGCGUUCAACCAAAUCGUCUGUGGAUGGGCGUGUGGAGGUGUUGCACGUGGAGGAGCAGUCCUUCAUCAGCCUGGAGAUGAAGGGGGUGAUCUGGCCGGUGAUGUGAUCCUUGGGAAUUCCCUCCCGGCUGAACACCACCGUCAUGGAGUUUGCUCUCGAAAGUGGAACGCUUCUAGAUGUUGGAUGGCAUAGUCCAUCAUCCCAAUGACAUAUUUAUGACCUCGAUCUGACCAGGGAAGAAGCCCCACCAUGUCUAUUUGGAUUCUGUUGAACGGCACAUUGAUGAUUGGGAGAGGAAUCUGGGAUGCUGGGGCUGGUCGACUCCAGUGACAUGUCGGUUCUUGUUGUUCUGCGCUAUUUCCUUCACUGUGAUAAAUGUUAAUAAUUGUCUCUCCUGUCCAGAAUCCUUUUUUCUUUACAGAACUCUGCAUACAGUUUUCUGUACCUUUUGGGUCUAACUACGAUUUCUUUCUGUGUUUUUGGACCUUGCAGUGCAGCUGCUGUUGUUUGGCUGGUGAAGAUUUCUAUGGAAACCAGAGUUUCCCCCUCAGGAUGGUGCAAGUGGUGAUGUCUCAUUGAAAUUUCUCCUGAAGAACGGGAAUCAUGGUGUUAGAGACCGGGUGUAUAUUCUUCUGCCUCCUUCUGCUAGGGGAGAGAACAGCAGGUGACGUUUGGGGGGUGGGGUGCCCUCUGUCUUCGGCGGGGGCCCUCCACCCUGUACAGGGCCUGCUGGAGCGCUUUGACGCUGGCCCCGGCUGUGCAGCCAGAGGGAACGGGGAGAAAGAGACCCAUGUGGUCGCUGUGGGGAGAGCGACACGCAGUCCCAACAAACAGGUGACCGUGCUCCUGAGCCCCUUGUCUCCAUCUGCUCCCCUCCGUCCAAUCCUCCUUGUACUGAACUCUAAGAGGCCAAUGCGGUGGUCGCUGGAGACAGAGCAACUACCACCGGGUCUGCCUGUGCUAGUGCAGGCCUUUCCUAACUCCACAGUACAGUCCAGCCGUCUGACCGUGCAGCUGCAGCCAGUUCCCUCUCUGCCUUUCCGUCCGAAAGCUCUGCUGCACUGGGCACAGCGUCACCAUGGAUCCAUUUCUUCCUUCACACACACAGCCAGCGCCAACCGUGUCUACAUCCAUGUGGGAGAGGAUGCCACCAUGCCCAGUGUGUGCAAGCUGCAGUCUCUGUUCCUGUCACACAACUACCUGACCUCUGACCUGCAGCCACAGGAGGUGAAGGGCUGUGCCCCAGACGGGGGAGGCAACCCUGAGGUACAUGUCAUCAAGCUCCAUUCAGCCGGUUCAGGUCUGUGUGGCUCUCUGCAGGUAGAGGUGACGGUCUCUCUGGUGCCGCUGGUUCCCAGCGCCGGCUGGCACAUGCUGGUGCUAAUCCUCAGUAGUGCCGUUCCAGUCAACUGGGCUCUCACAGUCCCUGGGCUCCGGGGUCACGUCUUCGUCUACUCCUCCAACAGUGUGUCCCCGAUCUAUCCUCCGGAGCCCGACCUGACACUAACCAGUGUGCUCAACCCUGACCUUUCUACCACCCAUGACCUCUUAAACUGGGCCAGUCAGAAUGGUUUCCCCAAGGUGACCUCAUACACAGAGGCGGACCUGGCCAAUCGCUUUGUGAUCCGACUGACUGGGGGUGGUUCAGGCAGCCUCCCUAUGCGUGUGCUGGGCGAUCGGCCCCCGUGGGCCCAGGAGCGCCGGCUGAGACAGUGGUUGAGUGGCGGGGGCAGAGGGACCAGCGGGGGCAGAGGGACCAGCGGGGGCAGAGGGACCAGCGGGGGCCGAGAGGCUAUCAGCGUGCACUGUCAGGACGGACAGCUCAACGUGGCCGUGGACAGGCACAUUCUGCAGACCCUGUCUUUUCCGGUAGCUAUGGUGACUCUGAGGGAUCCUCAGUGUAAGGCACAGUCCAACGACAGCCAUUUCCUGUUGGCCUUCCCGGUCAUUUCCUGUGGGACAGAGGGGCUGCUGCAGGAACACCCCAGAGGGGUGCAGUACGAAAACAAGGUGUUGCUAUGGAGAAACCAGUCUUUGGUUGCUGUGCACAAUGAGACCGACGAGGAGUGGGCCCCACUAGUAAUACAUUUCAGCUGUUUGUCUUCGGUCCCCAUUGCCCCCAGCCGUUCUGAGGAGCAGCCUACAGGAAUGGCGUGGGUCCCCCGGGGGCCGGGGCCUCAUCCCAGGAGCAGGGCCGGCCCGCUGGUCUCUCUGCAGCUGUUUGUUACAGAGGGCUAUGAGCCGAGGCAGACGGAGAGCGGGCCUUGCGCCAUCGCUGCCAAUAAUCGUGUCUACGUGGAGCUUUCAGCCAGAGGGGCCAGUCACGGGGCAGUGGAGGUGCGGCACUGUGUGGUGUCUCCGCUUUCGGACCCCCGAGCGUUCCCAGGCUGGUCAGUGGUCACGGACAGCUGUUCCACGGACUCCACGCUGACACUUAGCAAAAUGCACCACCAAGACGAAGAGGAGGAGGAGGAGGAGGAGGAGGAGGAGGAGGAGGAGGAUCUGACAUUCAGGCGUCCACUAAAAGCCGCGAGGAACAAAGCGCGACUGAACCGGAGAGAACAAGGUGGGCGGGGGGGAAGAGGAGGACGAGCCGUGGGGGCAGAGAGAGAGGGAGAAAUGGGAGGAGAGGAGGCGCAGAUACAUAGACUCCGGUUCAGUUUUGUUCUCCGGCCCGUCUACAACAACUCUGUCCAGUUUCUGCACUGUAGCGUCCGUCUCUGUGAAGCCGAGUCGACCUCCCAGGGACCCCCAAGAGCCCCCGCUCCGAGUGCAUGUUUGUAUCCCAAGGGCCUCCGGAUCCCCGCCAUCGUAUCCAGACCGUCCGGCCCACAGUGUGAACACAGAAAUCUCUCCAGACCCAUGCUGAUCAAUCUGUCCGUCGGUCAGGUCGGACAUCAGGCUCCACCCGCUGUCCAGAGAACGCCAAGGCCCGUUAUGUUGCCCAAGCCAAGCUCCGCCCACAGCAGCUCCGGGAUGGACACUGGCCCAGUGUUGGGGAUUGUGUUUGCUGCUUUCCUCAUAGGCAUAGGCUUGAUGGGGGCACUGUGGUGUGUCUAUUCUCACACAGGCGCUCCUCCGCCCACCAGAAGAGGGAGCCUGCUCAACAACGCUAGUCCUGCCUUAUUGGACUUGUCCCACAGCUCUGUGUAGCGUGGAGCAGCACAUGGGGAACACACAGGGCCCACAAAGCCAAGAUAAUGGCACAUUUAUAUACUAUACAGCUAUCAUGGUGAAAGGAGCGCCCUUUGUAAAUAUGAAUUAGUCAAGCACCUGCAGAAUGAGAUCUUCUGAAAUAUGUAAGAAUUACGAUAUUAUCAUUCUUCAUCUCUUUUUUAGGGUUUCCUCUUGCAAAUCUGAGACCGAGAAUAAAGUGGGACGGAAGAUGAAGCACCUGGUGUGUGUGUGUGUGUGUGUGUGUGUGUGUGUGUGUGUGUGUGUGUGUGUGUGUGUGUGUGUGUGUGUGUGUGUGUGUGUGUGUGUGUGUGUGUGUGUGUGUGUGUGUGUGUGUGUGUGUGUGUGUGUGUGUGUGGCAGACCUAAAAUGUACAUGCCUCUUUACUGUGAGAAUUUUUUAUUUAAAUACUUAUUUGGUGUGUAUUUAAGCAUUUAAAAAAUAUAUGUCCAAAUAAAUUAGUUAUAUUUUAAAUAUUCCAAUAUAUUUGUCCAGAUGGUGUAUGCCCUGUUUUGUUGCUCACUUUCUCAGCUCAAUCUUUCUCAUCUGUCUCCCAGUCUACAUGUCUAACGUGUGUUUGUCAAUAAAACUUUGAAUACCUUCAAAUA